AUGCCAAGCCCCACCCCUGACAUGACCAAGGCCCUGGACGCCCUUGGUAUUGGCAACCUCGACCAAGAUCUUGUAGGCGUAGCCAACAAUACUGCCCUCUCCGCCCUCACCAUCGCCAUCCUGGCCAACUCAAACACCUCAGACGAAACCAGACUCGUCAUCACCCUCCUGUGCAGCAUCGCCAAACAAAACGCGACCAUGAUAGGCGAUAUCGCCUCCCUCCAGCAGGACCACGAAGACCUCCAAGAAGAGGUCCGCCGCCACCAACGCUCUCCUGACCCCCGCAUCCUCAACCAUCUCGACAGCAUCAACUCCCAACUCCGCAUUGCCCCGCCCCCCCCGCUCCCCCCCCAAUCCUAA
Messenger RNA from Morchella importuna, 360 nucleotides. RefSeq lists its product as uncharacterized. Lineage: Eukaryota; Fungi; Ascomycota; Pezizomycetes; Pezizales; Morchellaceae. The record is from RefSeq and is a predicted model, not a curated record. Bases 1 to 360 code for a protein of 119 amino acids. The transcript has a single exon.